Molecule: messenger RNA, 988 nt
Organism: Paramecium pentaurelia
Lineage: Eukaryota; Ciliophora; Oligohymenophorea; Peniculida; Parameciidae
Source: the annotation of a GenBank genome assembly
AUGAAUGAGGUAUAUAUAUAUAGUGUAAACAUUAUAUAGAAUCUAAAUCUACAAAAACUGUUGAAUAAUCAUCUUAAUCCAACUAUUGAUAACCUCUAGAUUAUAUAUUCCAAAUUAUAGCAUUUAUAAUAUUUUAAUUCCUUUAUUGAAAAGAAUCUUAAAGGAACAUAAAGGGAGAGUUUAUUAUAUGUAAAUAAAAUACCUAUAUUAGUUAUGUGGCAAAUUUAGAAUGGAACAUUUCAAAGGAGGAGAAUUAAUAUUCAAAGAGGGAGACAAGUCAAACGAUAAAUUAUAUAUAAUAUUUAAUGGUAAAGUUGCAUUGAUGAAGUCCAGACCCUAAUAAAUCUAAUAAUAUAAUGAAAAGCCUCCUGAUAUUCAAAAAAUACCUUCAAUCUUAUUAAAUUAGACAACCAAGCCUGCUCCAUUAAUGCCUCAGUAUUCAUAUAAUUGUGAUUGAUUUAGGAAAACUAUGAAUGCUAAUGUUACUGGCAUAAACUUUUUCAAAUAAUUUGCAAAUUCUAAAAAGUUUGCUGAUAAAAUGAAAGGAAAUAUAGUACAGGGUUAAACUAAUGAAAGAGUUUAAAUAAGUCAAUAAGAAAUUUAAAUUUUAAGCGAGAAAUAUGGAGAAACAAUUAGAAUAUUGAAGAGAGGUGAAGGAUUUGGUGAUAGAGCUUUAUUGGAGAAUGUUCCAAGAGCAUUAACAGCUUGUGCCUAUACUUAAGAUUUAUUCUUAUUGAUUUUGAAAAAAGAUGAUUUCGAUUUAAUUCGACAACAAUUCAUAUAGUAAAUGAAAGAAAAGAAAAGUUUAAUAUUCACUAAAUUCCCUGUUAAAGCGAUUAUUCAUCUAAAUAAUUAGAACAUUUAGCCUAUAGUUUUGAUGUUGAAUAAUUUUAGAAAAACUUUAUUUUAACUGUAGAUGGACUUCCCAAAAAAUCCUUUUAUUUAAUAUAAUAUGGAGAUAUUUUAAUAGAAAAAUUGAUAAAUAAUU